AUGAUAAACUACCACAAGAAAAAAAAAUCCCAAUAUGCCAAAAGGGCAAAAGAUAAGACCUGCAAGGGGAGAGCAUCCAUAUCAGCACGCAGGGCAACAACCGGCGUAAAUCCCGAGGUCAUCGAGCUGACCGCGAAUGAGGACACUGGUGUUGAAUUCUUGGAAUCUAAGCUCUGGGUUCUCGUGGAUUUUCCUCCUUAUCGAGAUAAGCCAAUCUUUUUCUUUGUGGGCCGAGCUGAGAAUCUCCUUUGCAGAUUCUUCAUCGAAAAUUGUCACUUGGGCUGGAGUUUUUGCUGUGCUGGUGAUGAUCAGUAUAAGCAAAACGAAUAG
Molecule: messenger RNA, 330 nt
Organism: Striga asiatica
Lineage: Eukaryota; Viridiplantae; Streptophyta; Magnoliopsida; Lamiales; Orobanchaceae
Source: the annotation of a GenBank genome assembly